Molecule: messenger RNA, 3327 nt
Organism: Myotis myotis
Lineage: Eukaryota; Metazoa; Chordata; Mammalia; Chiroptera; Vespertilionidae
Gene: GSAP
Product: gamma-secretase activating protein
Exons: 31
Coding region: 88-2685 (865 amino acids)
Biological process (GO): positive regulation of amyloid-beta formation
Cellular component (GO): trans-Golgi network
Source: RefSeq, a predicted model, not a curated record
AGGGGGAGAGGGACCCGGCGGCGAACCCAGAGCCGGGAAUGCCCGCGGUGCGGGGCCCCAGAGCUGCCCCGUGGCCGCGUCCCGGCCAUGGCUCUCCGUCUGGUCACCGACUUCGAUCUCGGAAAGGACGUGCUUCCGUGGCUGCGAGCGCAGCGGGCGGCGGGCGCUGGGGUCCGCGGAGGCGGCGCAGGUGUUUUAGAAAAUAAUUAUGAGAGCUUACGUGUGUUAAAUGUUGAAAGAAAUGGAAACAUAAUCUAUACCUAUAAGGAUGAUAAGGGAAAUGUCGUCUUUGGAUUAUAUGAUUGCCAGACCAGACAAAAUGAGCAUCUCUAUACGUUCGAGAAAGACUUGCAAGUUGUCAGUUGCUCUGUCAACAGUGAGAGAACUUUGCUUGCUGCAAGUUUAGUUCAAUCUACUAAAGAAGGAAGAAAGAAUGAGCUUCAACCAGGAUCCAAGUGCUUAACUCUGUUGGUUGAAAUCCACCCGGUCAACAAUGUGAAGGUUCUGAAAGCAGUGGAUAGCUAUGUUUGGGUUCAGUUCCUCUACCCGCAUGUUGACAGUCGUUCCUUUCCAGAGACCCGUCUGGUACUGAUUUCAGAGGAGAAGUAUAUUGAACAAUUUCAUAUCCAAGUCAUUCAAGAAGAUGGAAAUAGAGUGGUGAUUAAAAAUUCUGGCAAUGUCCCAAAAGAGAGAAUAGCAGAGGAUUUCGUUUGGGCUCAAUGGGAUACGGCAGAGCAGAGAUUAUACUACAUUGACCUGAAGAGAUCAAGGAGUACCUUAAAAUGUAUCCAGUUUUGUGCUGAUGAGAACUUUAACCUAAUGUUUGAAGCACCUUUGGACAUAUCAUUAAGUGACUCAGGAUUUAAACUUGUCAACUUUGGCUGUGGUUAUCUUCAAGAUCAAGAGAAGUUAUGCAGAUACCCGACUCUGUGCGUUUUUACCAACCGUACAGGAAGUUUAUGUGUGUGCUACAGCCCGAAGUUUGACUCUUGGGAACAAAUCACGUAUUCAGUGUUUUACUUUCAUAAAGGGUACAGCAAGACCUUUACUGCUGCUCUUGGGAGUUCGCACUCACGGGUGACAAAGGGCAUUACUUUCCUUAACCUUGACUAUUACGUGGCUGUUUACUUACCUGGUCAUUUCUUUCAUCUACUUAAUAUUCAGCAUCCAGACCUGAUCUGCCACAGUCUGUUUUUGACAGGAAACAAUGAAGGGAUGGAUAUGCUACCUCAUGGACCACUGCAGUCACUGUUGGGGUCCCUGGUGCUGGAUUGGUGUUCGGGGAAGCUCUACAGAGCAUCCCUCAACCAGUCCUAUUUGUUAGGGCUCCUGUGGGACACACGGCCAGACUGUGAGAAGAUGGCCGUGUUGCACUGCGUGCUCUCAUGUGGCCGAGACCCGGAGUUUCUGGAAGCCCAGAUUAUUCAAUGGAUUUCUGAGAACAUCUCUGCCUACCAUUCAUUUGACCCCAUUCAGGAAUUUAUAAUUGCGUCUUCAUAUUGGAGCAUAUACCCAGAGACAAGUAACAUGGAUAAACUUUUGCCAUAUUCCUCAGUGCUCACUUGGAAUACAGAAAUUCCUGGAAUAAGCCUUGUGACGGAAGAGAUCACGUUGCCUCUGAUGAAGGUGCAUAGCUUUAAGAACUAUUGGGAAAAACUGAACGCCAACCUGGAAUAUGUUAAGUACUCCAAGCCGCCCUUACACUAUAACAACAGCAUGGUCAGGAGUGAGUGGCACAGCCUGAUCUCAGAAGAGAAAACAGGAAAAAGAAGGUCCAAGGCGUAUGUGAGGAAUAUUCUUGAUAAUGCAGUAAAGGUGAUUUCUAACCUAGAAGCAAGGAAUUCAGAGCCAAGAGUGACACCCCUCUUGCAGGAGGAAGACAGCCACCAGAGGCUGCUUGUGGGGCUGAUGGUGUCUGAACUAAAAGACCAUCUUUCGAGACAUCUACAGGGUGUGGAAAAGAAGAAAAUUGAACAGAUGGUUCUGGACUACAGUUCAAAACUGGUUGGUUUUGCUUUCUGUUUUCCAUCCCCCAAAGCCCAGCUGGACGUCAUUUGCCAAAUACUGGAAACCAGUUGGAGGAAACAUAAUCUUCAUCCCUCGGUUCUCCACUUCAACAGGCGGGCUAGUGCUGCUGAAUCUGCAGUCUUCCACAUCAUGACCAGGAUUUUGGAAGCUACUAACAGUUUGUUUUUACCUCUGCCUCCUGGUUUUCACACUCUGCACACGAUCCUGGGCGUCCGCUGUCUCCCUUUGCAUAACCUGCUGCAUUACAUCGAUGGCGGGGUGCUGCUCCUCACAGAAACGGCUGUCACGAAGCUCAUGCAAGAUCUGGACAACACAGAGAAAAAUGAGAAACUGAAAUUCAGCAUCGUUGUGCGGCUUCCUCCGCUCAUUGGUCAGAAGGUCUGCCGACUUUGGGACCAUCCUAUGAGUUCUAACAUUAUUUCCCGGAACCAUGUGAGGCGGUUGCUUCAGAACUAUAAGAAGCAGCCUCAGAGUUCUAUAACUGACAAGUCGUCAUUCAGUAUGGAAUUUCUGCCUCUGAACUACUUCAUUGAAACACUGACAGAGAUAGAGUCCUCCAAUCAAGGCCUGGAUGCUUUCAUAGGACAUGACAACGUGGAUGCAAAAUUUGUGGAGGAAGCAGCUCUGAAACACACCACAAUGCUUUUAGGCUUAUAAAAAAGAAAAUAUAAUUGUGUCAGCUUCCAAGUUUUACUCUUGCUCAUUAGCUCUACUUCUACUGAGAAUUCUCUAGCAGUAUUUGAAACUGGUUACCAAAAUCAGAAUGCAUUGCUGAGCCACUGAACGUCAGCUUGGUACUUGUUCAGACUGAAGUCAACUGCUGUCCCUCAUCCCAGUUUUGGACAGCCGAUGACAGCCACGUGUGGAGACAUGACCGCCAGCCCCGGAGGCAGGCAGUGGCAUAAAGGAUGCUCUUCCUAGUGGCCACAUAGGCCAAAAGCUGGUUUCUGUCGCACUCGGAAAUAAUCUAUGCUUUAAAAAUGUAGGGACUAGUGUGUAGAAAAACAAACACUAGUAAGUGUCAUUGAAAAUAACGUAUGACAAGUGGAAAAAUUAAAUGUAUGUGUAAAGAGGAUAGCUUUGAAAAAACUGAAUUUGGACUAAGUCAUAUCUGCUAUUUCCAGUAUAGAAAAAUUUGUAACAUACAGCAAUUUGUACAUACUGUCUAUUCAGAGUAAGAUUUUACUUUUUUUUUUUAAAUAUAUUUUAUUGAUUUUUUACAGAGAGGAAAGGAGAGGGAUAGAGAGUUAGAAACAUCGAUGACAGAGAAACAUCGAUCAGCUGCCUCCUGCACACCCC